This is a messenger RNA of Galeopterus variegatus (Sunda flying lemur), 7557 nucleotides long. RefSeq names its product angiomotin (gene AMOT). The record is from RefSeq and is a predicted model, not a curated record. Gene Ontology annotation, biological process: hippo signaling; establishment of cell polarity involved in ameboidal cell migration; regulation of cell migration. The transcript is spliced from 14 exons. Gene Ontology annotation, cellular component: cytoplasmic vesicle; lamellipodium; bicellular tight junction. The coding region runs from base 593 to 3841 and encodes 1082 amino acids. Lineage: Eukaryota; Metazoa; Chordata; Mammalia; Dermoptera; Cynocephalidae. Gene Ontology annotation, molecular function: signaling receptor activity.
ACCUGGUAGACCCCCUGAAUUGCUCCUCCAUCUCCGCUCUCUUUCGCCUCCUCUUCUCUUAGUUCUCACCGCCUCCCCCCACUACCACCACCUUCAGUCUGUCUCGCCUCCGACCAUCCGCUGCUCCACCCUCCGGCCCGGUAUCCUGACUGUCCACUGCCACCAAGGAGAGUCCGGACGGAGCAACGAGGAGGGGAGCAGCCGGGAGUUGGGGCUUCCCCCCUGCCCAUCCCUGGCAGCCGGCCCGGGACCGAAGCCACUUGAGCGAGCAGAGUCGUCACCUUGUCUUCGUAGCCUUCAGGGAGCUGCUGAGAAGGACAAAUAAGAUAACAGAAGUGAAAGAGCUUUUGUCUCCUUAGAAGGAAGGCUGAGAAACUAAAGAGUGACCAGUGGUUGGACUCUUGGCGGCGCUUACCCUGAACCUGAGUGUUAGGGGAGAGGGAAUCUGCCGUUGCGGUUUCUGGAGCUGCUCAUAAGCAAGAAUUCCCUAUCCUGAUCAAGGCUUUAAGCCUAAAAGAAAGCAGAAAUAGGUCAAGGGCAGCCCAGGUGCCCAAUUUCUCUCUCUCUUCACAAGGCACCACCAGCAAUAGAGAUGAGAAAUUCUGAAGAGCAGCCAAGUGGAGGAACCACAGUAUUGCAGCGUCUGCUACAAGAGCAGCUUCGCUAUGGCAACCCUAGUGAGAAUCGCAGCCUGCUUGCCAUACACCAGCAAGCCACAGGGAAUGGCCCUCCAUUUCCUAGUGGGAGUGGGAACCUAGGCCCUCAGAAUGAUGUGUUGACUCCCCAAGACCACCACCAGCAGCUUGUGGCUCAUGCUGCUCGGCAAGAACCCCAGGGCCAGGAAAUCCAGUCAGAAAACAUCAUCAUGGAGAAGCAGCUAUCCCCUCGAAUGCAGAAUAAUGAAGAACUCCCAACCUAUGAAGAAGCCAAGGUCCAGUCCCAGUACUUUCGGGGCCAGCAGCAUGCCAGUGUUGGAGCUGCCUUCUAUGUCACCGGAGUCACCAACCAGAAGAUGAGGACUGAGGGACGCCCAUCAGUUCAGCGGCUCAAUCCUGGGAAGAUGCACCAGGAUGAAGGACUCAGAGACCUUAAGCAAGGGCAUGUCCGCUCCCUGAGUGAACGACUAAUGCAGAUGUCACUGGCCACCAGUGGAGUUAAGGCCCAUCCACCUGUUACCAGCGCUCCCCUCUCCCCACCACAACCCAAUGACCACUACAAGAAUCCCACAAGUUCCAGUGAAUUCUACAAGGCCCAAGGGCCACCUCCCAACCAGCAUAGCCUGAAGGGCAUGGAACACCGAGGCCCCCCACCAGAGUAUCCCUUCAAGGGCAUGCCAUCCCAGUCUGUAGUGUGCAAGCCCCAAGAGCCAGGGCACUUCUAUAGUGAGCAUCGCCUGAACCAGCCAGGGAGAACAGAGGGGCAACUGAUGAGGUAUCAGCAUCCCCCUGAGUAUGGAGCAGCCAGGACAACACAGGACGUCUCAUUGCCAUUGUCGGCCAGGAACUCUCAGCCUCACAGCCCUACUUCUUCUCUGACGUCUGGGGGUUCCUUGCCCUUGCUGCAGUCUCCACCAUCCACGAAAUUGUCUCCUGUGCAACACCCCUUGGUCUCCAAUCAAGGAGACCACUCAGCUCACCUGCCUAGGCCGCAGCAGCAUUUCCUUCCUAAUCAGGCCCACCACGGGGAUCAUUACCGUCUCUCCCAGCCCAGCCUGAGUCAGCCACAGCAGCACCAUCACCAGCAGCAGCAGCAGCAGCAGCAGCCGCAGCCGCAGCCGCAGCCGCAGCAGCAGCCAGGAGAAGCCUAUUCAGCCAUGCCUCGGGCCCAACAAUCUGCUUCUUAUCAGCCAAUGCCAGCAGAUCCUUUUGCCAUUGUUUCCAGAGCCCAGCAGAUGGUCGAGAUCCUCUCAGAUGAGAACCGGAACUUGCGGCAAGAGUUGGAAGGAUGCUACGAGAAGGUGGCCAGACUGCAGAAGGUGGAGACAGAAAUCCAGCGUGUCUCGGAAGCUUAUGAGAGCCUUGUGAAGUCCUCUUCCAAAAGAGAGACCCUGGAGAAAGCCAUGAGAAACAAGCUGGAAGGCGAGAUUCGGAGGAUGCAUGAUUUCAACAGGGAUCUGAGAGAGCGUCUAGAGACUGCCAACAAGCAGCUUGCAGAGAAGGAGUAUGAGGGAUCAGAGGAUACCAGAAAAACCAUCUCUCAGCUCUUUGCAAAAAAUAAAGAAAGCCAGCGGGAGAAGGAGAAGCUGGAAGCGGAGCUGGCCACUGCCCGUUCUACCAACGAGGACCAAAGGAGACACAUCGAAAUCCGAGACCAGGCCCUGAGCAAUGCCCAGGCCAAGGUGGUGAAGCUGGAAGAAGAGCUGAAAAAGAAGCAGGUGUACGUAGAUAAGGUGGAGAAGAUGCAGCAGGCCCUUGUACAGCUCCAGGCAGCAUGUGAAAAACGUGAGCAGCUGGAUCACCGUCUCCGCACACGGCUGGAGAGGGAACUGGAAUCUCUCAGGAUCCAGCAGCGCCAGGGCAGCUCGCAGCCCACCAACGUGUCAGAAUACAAUGCAGCUGCACUGAUGGAGCUCCUUCGGGAGAAGGAGGAGAGGAUCCUAGCCCUGGAAGCUGAUAUGACAAAGUGGGAGCAGAAGUAUUUGGAGGAGAAUGUGAUGAGACAUUUUGCUCUGGAUGCUGCUGCAACCGUCGCUGCUCAGAGGGACACAACGGUCAUCAACCACUCUCCUAAUACCAGCUACGACACAGCUCUAGAAGCUCGCAUCCAGAAGGAGGAGGAAGAAAUCCUGAUGGUCAACAAGCGUUGCCUUGACAUGGAGGGCAGGAUUAAGAUCCUCCAUGCCCAGAUUAUUGAGAAGGAUGCCAUGAUCAAAGUACUCCAGCAGCGUUCCAGGAAAGAGCCGAGUAAGACAGAGCAGCUGUCAUCAAUGCGGCCGGCAAAAUCUCUGAUGUCCAUUUCCAAUGCUGGGUCAGGCUUGCUUUCCCACUCAUCCACCCUGACUGGUACCCCCAUCAUGGAAGAGAGGCGGGACGACAAGAGCUGGAAGGGGAGCCUAGGUAUUCUCCUGGGUGGAGACUACCGCGCCGAGUAUGUCCCUUCCACACCAUCACCUGUGCCACCCUCGACUCCUUUGCUCUCGGCUCACUCCAAGACAGGCAGCCGAGACUGCAGCACCCAAACUGAACGUGGGACGGAACCGAACAAAACUGCCGCUGUUGCUCCCAUCUCUGUUCCUGCUCCAGUUGCCGCUGCCGCCACUGCUGUUGCCAUCUCUGCCACUGCUGCCACCAACACUGCCACCGCUGCCACCAACACCACCACCAUGGUAGCUGCUGCUCCAGUUGCUGCUGCUCCAGCUGCUACUGCUGCUGUUGCUGCUGCCCAACCUCCAGCAACUGCUGCUGCUAUUGCUGCUGCUGUUUCUCCAGCUGCUGCUGCUCAGAUUCCAGCUGCUGCCUCUGCUGCUGCUGCUGUUGCUCCUGCUGCUGCUGCUGCUGUUCAGGUUGCUCCAGCUGCUCCGGCUCCGGUUCCAGCUCCCGUUCCGGUUCCGGCUCCAGCAGUGGCUCAGGCUUCUGCUCCGGCUCAGGCUCAGGCACCAACUCCGGCUGCGGCUGCGGCUCCUACUCCAGCUCCAGCUCCAACUCCAGCUUUGGCUCAGGCUGAGGCUCCUGCAAGUCCAGCUGCCGGCUCUGGACCACGUCGUUUGUCUAUACCAAGUGUGACCUGCAAUCCAGACAAGACAGAUGGCCCUGUUUUCCACUCCAAUACUCUGGAAAGAAAAACUCCCAUUCAGAUCCUGGGACAAGAGCCUGAUGCAGAGAUGGUGGAAUAUCUCAUCUAAACGGCCAAAUCAAAAGCUACAGUUUAUCAGCAAGAAUGCUUUUAAUCAUUUUCCCCUUUUGUUUGUUCUUAUUUUGAGGGCAAGGACAAGGGUUGGGGGGAGGGAAUGUUUUUUAAAGGGACUUUUUAUUGGGACAAUAUAGUACUUUAAGAAAUACCAUGUGAACUCCAGUCUGUUCUGGUGUGCUUAUACUUAGGGAGUACCUCUAAAGACAGAUUAAUCAGAAUGUGCUCUGAAGUUUAUUGUUUGGAUUUAUACAAAUACUAGGACUGUAUUUGUAACAGGUAGAUAUACAUCAAUGUUUUCAGUGUGCUUAAAUUUGUUUAAAAUUUCCAUAUUCCAGAUCAUUUUUUCUUGAAGAGCACAGUAUGUGUGGAAGACAGUGUGUAACACGUAGUUCGGAAGUGGGAAGCUGGACAGAAUUUGAGUGUGUCCUGUUUUGUAUAGUUACUAUCUAGACAGCAGCCAGAGAAAGCUCUCACCUCGGGCUCACGAAAGGGAAUAGUUUUAAGAACUAUGUAAGCUGGAGGAAAGGUAGGGAGUUAUUGGGGAAGGGUGCUGGAGCUCAUUUCACUUCUCAAUUUCCCAGCUACCCUGCCCCAGGGGUUGGCAUUUAUCUUCAUUUCAGUGGUGCUUUGGAAGUGGAUUCUUUUGGUUCCCUCUGGAGGUUCAUACAUUCGUAUAUAUGCUCUGGAGAAAUUUAUGCAUUUGAAUAAUUAAUAUAUUGCUUUCAGAUGCUAGGAGAGUAAAUUAACUGAGUGAUGCACAGCUUCCUCUCUCUUAGGGAGUUAGACCAUCAGAGACCUGGAUGGAGAGUUGCAUGAGGUGCUGUAGGCAGACUUUUGUAGUCCAUGGGUAGCCAUGAACACAGCUCGCUUGCCAUUUGUAAGACCAAUCAGCUUAGUGUUUAUUUCUUCUACAGCUGAUUCACUGGCUGGGUCACCAGUCUCAAUCAUUUACAAAAUGAGGAAGUGUUUUUGUUGACAGUUUGAACGCUUUGAAUUUCUGGUGACUACUUUGAAAUAACUCAUUUUGUUUUCCCAAAUUUUUGGCAUGUCCUGAAAGGCAUAUUUGACUAUCACCUCCGAGGGAAUAGCAUCAGAAGCUCAAAGUACUAUGCUGCAAUCGAGGGAGAGGUUGAUUGCAGCAGUGUCCUCAACUACCUCUUCUCACUGCCAGUGACUCUAUCUUGGAAUAUCUUUAGGAAUCAGUGGGAAAUGUGGGCAGGGACCAAAGGACACAAUGGCUCCAAGCCUUGCCAUAGGGCUGCCUCCAAAGACACAGAGUGAUACCAGUUGCCACAGUUCCCUGCCCUGUGUCACCUCUCUGCCCUUCAUUAAGGUGACAAAUCCACAGAUGGCGUCAAGAUCAGUUUUCAGGGGUAUAGGGAGGGUGAGGGGUGUGGGGGGUGUUAGGUAAGGGUGGGGGGUACAGUUUUGGGGGAUGUGUUAGUUAGAAACCAGAUUAAUAGAAGAGUAGGCCUGAUAUAUUACAUCAUAAGCCGUAAUGGCGGGAAGGAACUUUAGCAAUAUAGCCCUACUCCUCAUUGUAAUGAUGAGGAAUAUGAGACCUGGAGAGGUUUGGUGACUUUUUCAAAAUCUCACAGCACAGCUGUGUACUUUGCCAAUUAUCAUACUUAUUUGGGGAAACUCUUAUAUACCUAAAAAAAAAAAGUGCUUAUUUUGAGAAAAGACAUCUUUACAGUCCAGGGCAUAUGUAGUUUGUAAAAUGUCCCUGGCUCGAGUAAUUUGUACAGGGUGUGAAUUCCUAUCUUGCCUCUCCUGCAGUGCCUUGUGCAAGGUAUUCCCUUUCCUGAUCCCCAUUUCAGCAUCAAAUCACAUGAAACAUCCCCCUAAAGAAUCAACCCCACUUCUUUUCUCACUAUGAGAUUGGGUGUCUUGGAUCAUCUUAUGGGGUUCCUCUGUGAGUAUAGGAAUGGCACAUUUUUAACAGUAUUCUUGUGUAGUUUCUAAUUAUCUUCCAAAGGAAUUAUUUUGUGUGGGAGUGGAGGGGGUGAGAAAAGAGAGAGGGUGAUGUGAUUUUCAGGCAGUCUUUUCACAUUUUCAAUAAUGAAGUGAUCAUCCUAGCUACACAUUAGUCCUUGGUUAUAAAGUGAAUCCCAAAUAGAAAUUAAAAAUGCAGUUGUGUUAAUACAAAUUCAUACUAUCCUUUAGUCAUAGGAGAAAACAAAAUCAAAUAGAAGCAGCAAGUAGCUAACUUUAGGAGAGCUACCUUCUAUCCAAAUAAAUAAAAAUAAAAACAAACCUUUCAUCUACUCCUUUCAUGGUUAUAACACAUUGCCAAAAUUUUUGCUGGCUCUGGGAGCCAUGAUUUUAAUCACAUUCUGUAAGGUGACAGAUGUCAUACAUUCCACAUUGUGUGGCAGCCAUCUCUUUAGACUCGUGUUUUAAAGAAAGGAGGAAGUUCUUGGCUAAGUACCAUUUUGAACUUUCUGGAACAUCUCUGUCCUCUCAUACCAGAGGCAGUCUCUCUCAAUCAUAGUAGUAAUUCAUGCUCAGUCUUCAAUCACAGGUAAUUUGUUAAGUAGCAUUGUACAUCUAAGAGAGGGAAGAAGGCCAUGUAGUAGGUGUGUUAUGUUUAUGGAGAAGAUAGAUUCAGCCUUUUCAGAAAAUCUCUACUAUGUAUCCUUUUAAAAAUUCAGGUUUAUGGGAAAAAUCUCAAGUUAGCCACCUUUUCACAAUUAUGUGGGUGUAACAUUUGGGGGAUCUUUCUGGACUCCCACUAUCUAUGCAUUUUACUGGCACCUCAGGACAGGAGGGUUAUCCUGUCUUAACUUGUGCUGCCUGGUGGUCUCUGGGGGCUUUCUAAUUCAGUUGUACUCCAAUGUCCCAUGUACAGAAAAACUUCAUUAGAACAAACUUUAAUUGAUUUAAAAUUCCUAUUAACAAUUUUUAAAAAAUAAAAGUAGUUUGAACUUUCUUUUAAAAUCAUGUAUCUUGAUUGUUGUUUUAAUGAAAGAUUUACUUUCAAUGCUGUUUUUGAGCUUCAGGGUGACAGGACAGCAGUAACUAAAAUAUCUGCCAUCAUCUGCCAUAGGAAACAUACCAAGAGACCUGUCAUGUUUUCUUUUUGUUGUUACACUGUUGGGUGGUAUAGCAAUUGGCAAAUGAACAAACUGUACAAACUCCUUUUUAUGAAGAGCCUAAACACUCAGAAUAUGGCAGCCUAAAGUGUAUUACAUUUGUACUAACUUUGAUAAAUUAUAUUCUCAUGUGUGUUAGCUGUACAAUGUCUUGUUAUCUCAAUUGCUCAUUCCCAUACAGAAUAUGUUACUUAAAAUGGGUGCAUUCUUACUGAAAAUGUUUUCGAAGGAAGGCAUCAGCUGUGGGCUAUUGGCCACCAAUUUCAGCCCACCACCAUCCUUGGAAAUAUAUCAUCCAAGUGUCCUCCAUCAUCAGUAGGACGAGUGUUGGGAUUUUCUUUGUUUUUUUCUGGUAGCAAUGAUGGGUUACAUGGAGGCACCAAACCUCCUUCUGGUCUCCCUUGUCAUUAAUGGCAUGUGUUUAUAAAAUGGAGAGGUGGGGUUGGCAGAUGGUUAGAGAAGAAUCGCCUUUGGUUUAAAAUGUAUGUGGUCCCAUAAUGAUUGUGACCCCAGUCUGUAAUCAACUGAGCUAGUUCCAAUAAAGUUAAGCAGGUUUAAGUCCACUUUGUGCCUAUCUUUUCACUGACAAUAAAGUUAGCUAUUUUAAAAUGCA